GCGAGAUUGUCUUUGCCAUGCUUUCGCCCUCUGUGUCUCUCUUCAUGCUGGAUCGCAAACUGGGCUAGCGUCCUCGCUUAGCCCGCGUUGACCCGCUGAAAAUUUGGCCUUCUUCACUAUCCCUCCCACCAUGACCGAGCAACCUGAGCAAACGGGAGAAGCAUCAUCCUCCAGCACACCCGCCGCCCCAUCACUAGCCUGUGCUCAAUGCGCAUCGACCCCGGACUCGUUGAAGCAGUGUCUCAAAUGCCACAGCGUGCACUACUGCAAUCGAGACUGCCAGAAGGCGCAUUUCAAGACGCACAAGAAGGAGUGCGCGGGGCUGGCGCAGGAGUAUGUGAAGACGCAUGAGCCGAAGAUGGCGAGUCGGGCACCGCCGAGGGAGACCGGGAAGGGGAAGGGGAUUGGGAAGUGGGAGUAUGAUACUUGAAGUGGUGAGGUCUGAUCGUUGUGGACGGGUAAGAGAGGAUAAGGAGCCAGG
This is a messenger RNA of Paraphaeosphaeria sporulosa, 481 nucleotides long. RefSeq lists its product as uncharacterized. NCBI's taxonomy places the organism in Eukaryota, Fungi, Ascomycota, Dothideomycetes, Pleosporales, Didymosphaeriaceae. Bases 131 to 430 code for a protein of 99 amino acids. The record is from RefSeq and is a predicted model, not a curated record. The transcript is spliced from 3 exons.